Messenger RNA from Bombus pascuorum, 1187 nucleotides. RefSeq names its product dnaJ homolog subfamily B member 9-like. The record is from RefSeq and is a predicted model, not a curated record. NCBI's taxonomy places the organism in Eukaryota, Metazoa, Arthropoda, Insecta, Hymenoptera, Apidae. The transcript has 2 exons. The coding region runs from base 257 to 889 and encodes 210 amino acids.
UAACCUGCUCAGUUCUAGCAAAAAAGUGUUGUUUAUUUUAAUUACUAAACAAUAUUCAAAUAAUCUUUUAUUCGUUUAUUAUUAAGUCUUUAAAGUGAUAAGAUUAAAAUGUUAUAGAUUGAAUCAAUCUUUUAACAAAAUAUCAAAUAUUUUGCUAUAAAAUAUGACAAAAUGUACAUAAAUUUAUAAAAUAAUUUUUACUGCUCACGAUAUAUGAAAAUAAACUUAUAGUAAUAAAGACUAAACGUUUAAGAAUAUGCUUGUUCAUUGCUCUUUGAUAGAUGUAAAUAAAAGAGUUCUAUUUAAAUGUGUAAAACAAUCUAUGUUAUCACUACCUGCAAUGGCAAAUCUAACUACGAAGACUAAAACGCAUUAUGAGACGUUGGGAUUGCAACCAACUGCAACUUAUAAUGAAAUAAAGUCUGCAUAUUAUAAAUUGACAUUAAAAUAUCAUCCUGACAAGAAUAAAAGUAAAUUUGCAAAAGAAAUGUUUCAUGAGAUUUCAAAUGCGUAUGAUGUACUUAGCAAAUAUGAAACACGCAAACAAUAUGAUAGAACUCAAAUAAUUAAUCAGGAUUUGCAGAAUUUGAACAAUAAAAGAUAUGAGAUAUUUAAAACAAAAAACAUUCAAUUUUAUAAAUAUCAAUCUACGAAUACUUUUAAUUUUGAUGAGUGGGUACAGCAACAUUAUAGUAAUGCAUUUCAAAAGAAUAUAUCAUUAAAACAAAUCGAAAAAAUGAAACUUCUAGAAAAUAAAAUCCAAGCUCCAAGUCUAUUUGUUGCAACAAUUAUAUUGAUAUUGACGAUAAUAGUAAUAUACAUUUAUGAAUGCAUAGCUGAUAGGGAAUAUGAGGAUUUUAAAGCUGUACAGAAGCGUCAAAAUAAGUAACAAUUGUAUGUUUAAAAUUAGUCAUUUAUAAAAUUAUGAUUUAUAUAAAGAACACAAUAUAAGAAGAAAAUUAUGAUGAAAAAUAUGUUUAUGUGAAACAUGAUAACAUUUACAUGUUUAUUGCGUUAACCCCUAUAUCAAAAACGUGUACAGUUUAUGUUAUAUAUUUUAACAUAUUUAUUUCAGAAAACGAAUCUAUUUUAAUAUAUCACAAUAACAUUACAAAAUCUAAUACAUUAAUUGUAAAUUAUCUUAAUUAUAUUAUCUAUUAAUUAAACGUUACAAAUAUUUUGAUGUA